GAACAGCAAGGACGCCGAACGUGUUUCGGAAAAGUUCUUUCGUCCAUGUCGAUAAAAAUCUCCGAUCAUUUAUCUUUUUGAAUCCCAAUCCCAAUCCGGCAGUAUAAACGUUUUGUCAACCUAAUUUAAAACGACGAAACUUUACGUGCAAGAUAAGAGUGAAACCAAAAAAAUUUCAGAUAUUAUCGGGGAAGUUGUGUGUUGGAUAUAUCGAAGCGGAGUUAAGUUCUUUAUUUUUGUACACAUAGUGACUACGAAUACAAAAUCGCGCGAGUACACGACAAAUGUAUACGACGUAGGUAUUUGUAUUGUGCGAAAUGUACACAUAAUCCGAUUUAAUCGAAAUUGGAUGGUUUUGAAAUGAAAUAAAAAAGAUACAAAAUAAAAUAAAUAGAAGUAACAUGUUACCGAUAUCCGUUUUAGUGUUUUCCGUGUAAAGGGUUUUAUGUUCAGACGUGCCAGGGUAUACGAGUAAAUGGGUAUGCAAGUAAAGUAGUGCGAAAUAAUUCGAUUGACAAAUAGUGUGAUGCGGCUAGUUUGGUAGUUUAAGUUAUUUGAUGCAUAUUACCACCCUCUUGUGCCACCUGUGUUCCUCCUGAUGCACAUGCAAUUGUAGUCUGCUUUGUCGGUCAACGGUCUUUAGUGUUGGGUUGUUUUAGUAUUAUUUACUCCUUUUUUUAAAGGAUAUACUAUUGUGUUAUUGUGGUAUAAAAUUGGUAGUGGUAUUGGAGAGAUAUGGCUAUUUUGCAGUCCUGUUGCUUUUGGAAGACCGUACGUAAAGGGAGCUACGCCAGUGCAAUUUAUACAUUGAUUUAUUUCGGUUGUUCGAGUAUAAUUCUACUACAGUACCUCAGAGAGGAGCAACAAUAUCUUUCGGGUAAAAUUGCAAAACCAACAGGAGAAAGUCUUUUAGAAAGAGGCGAUGUGUCACCAACCACUGUGAUAUUCAAUAUACUCUUCCUGGUAUGCUCUCUAUGCUUAGUUCUGGCUUCAUUGAUGGUGGUCAUUGGUCUAUCGAAAGACCAACGUCAUCUACUAUUGCCAUGGAUAUUCUUUAUGUUUGCUGAUAUCUUCAUAGAGUUCUCUCACCUGGUCUAUCUGGUCAAGUUGCAGAGGCUUGUAUUCGAGCCACUUGUUAGUGUGGUUUUAACAUUGGAUUUUUUCAUUAUGUGUCUUAAUGUAUAUUGCUUACUUUGUAUAAUAUCUCAGUACCAAGAAUAUAAAAGCGGACGAGGCUAUAGAAAACAAAGGCUAAAUACUGACGCCAUUCAGUACAUUACGACAAAUGAUACAACUGCUUCGACAUUAUGUCUUAACACAAUUGGUCAGAAUCAAGCAUCAAUAAGUCCUUAUCUAUAUCACCAUUCAAACUUCUCCACAAUUCCCGAGGAAUCGCAAUUACACGAGAGCUCCGAUAAAGAUGAACUAACAUCACCUUUGGAAGAAAAUUGUUCGAGUCAAUGUUGUGCUGUUAGAAGAUCAUCAUUUAUUCCAGAUACCAUUAUGGAAAAUUAUUGAAAAAAAAAAAUAACGUAUCGGAUCAUUUUCAAAUGCAUUAAUCUUAAAAAUUAAUUAUAAAAUAAUUUUAAAUGUGUUUAAAUGUUCAAUGUUUUUUUUUCCUUUUUUGUAAGAAUUUUUUUACCAAAUUAAAUGAGAACAAAAAAUUCAAUGCAUAU
Molecule: messenger RNA, 1676 nt
Organism: Episyrphus balteatus (marmalade hoverfly)
Lineage: Eukaryota; Metazoa; Arthropoda; Insecta; Diptera; Syrphidae
Exons: 7
Coding region: 736-1518 (260 amino acids)
Source: RefSeq, a predicted model, not a curated record